Messenger RNA from Pelobates fuscus (common spadefoot toad), 2791 nucleotides. RefSeq names its product inositol polyphosphate-5-phosphatase E (gene INPP5E). The record is from RefSeq and is a predicted model, not a curated record. Gene Ontology annotation, cellular component: nucleus; Golgi apparatus; axoneme. The transcript is spliced from 10 exons. Bases 336 to 2315 code for a protein of 659 amino acids. Gene Ontology annotation, molecular function: phosphatidylinositol-4,5-bisphosphate 5-phosphatase activity; inositol-polyphosphate 5-phosphatase activity. NCBI's taxonomy places the organism in Eukaryota, Metazoa, Chordata, Amphibia, Anura, Pelobatidae. Gene Ontology annotation, biological process: phosphatidylinositol dephosphorylation.
AUUUACACUAUUUCAAUUUGACUCAGUCCCUGCCCUCACUUUAACAUGGAAAUAUAUGAAUCUGUUACUUUAUCAAUUUGGAGGGGAAACAAAUAAGGCCUUGGAAUUAAUAGCUUCAUUUUACAUAACAUCAAAACAUACUCACUUGCCAUUACCCUUGUAGAUUGAUAUUUUUUUUGUAUAGAUAAUUAAAGGCGUAUAUUUCUGUUUGAAAAUCUUUUUAGAUCCAGCUGGCUGGAGAUUUGUUCCGUUAUUGAAGCUUGCACUCCAUUCUACUGACCAUCUUUCUCAGAGGAUCUGACGGCAAUGCAUUAAAACCAAGCAGCGUUUCCACCAUGCCUAUAAGAAUGGCUGAGCAAAAGCCUUGUGUCGCUCCUCUUUCCGAAGAAGGCAGUUCACUUUUGGGAGCUCUUGGAAACACCGAUAUCCGUGAUCUCGCAGAGUCUAGCUACAGGGAUAUUAAAGAGUGGAUUGAUUUGCAGGAAAAACGAGGAAAGGCCAAGUCAGAGAAAGAUAAACUGAGCCAGUCUCCGUACACAACUGAGAUUAGUAAGAAGGUCACUGAUUUUAUUGUUCCAAGGCCACCAAAUCGACCAAAACCCCGGCUGCAGAAACUUGAGAGAGCAUUUUCCCUUGAUGAAAAGCAGUGGAGAAGGAGGUUUAAAGCUAGUCAAGAAAGCUUAACAGAUCCAAAUGACACCGGGUCAUCCAAUGGAUCUCUUCCAGAUGCUGCAACCGUUCUAUAUUCUACGUCUCAUCUCCCAGAUGACCACAGCCAUGAUUCUUUGGCCAGUGAGCCGAGUACCUCCUCACUGGGGUCCUCUUACCCUGUUGCCGUAGGAAGCACCUCCAGUCGCCUCUCUCCCAAUCCCCCAACAUCUGAUGUGGCGUCAGAUUUUCCAAGAAACGCUAUGACUUCACUAGCUAAGCCACAAUUGGGCGAGGUAAAGCCUGUGAAACCCCUACCCCAGAUGGAACUUAAUAUAGCCUCCAGGGCACUCAGGACUGCUAAUAGGAUAGACCCAGAUUACAUGGAUUACAAACAUUGUUCCCAGCACAAGGUUCUCAGACAGAGCAGCAGCUUGAGUGACACAAGGCUUCACAACAGUAUGGUUUGCAAUCAGUGCUCGAAUGAGUCCAUGAAGUCUACAUACAGUCUGCUAACACCUCUCCGGUCCAAGGAUGUUCGAAACAGUUAUUUGGAGGGGAGCCUUUUGGCCAGUGGUGCCUUGUUGGGAGCUGAUGAAUUGGAUCGUUAUUUCCCAGACAGAAGACUUGGGGUUUUUAUCGUUACAUGGAACAUGCAGGGAAGGAAGGAGCUCCCAGAAUGUCUGGAUGACCUCAUGCUGCCUUCAGAUGAUGACUUUGUUCAGGAUAUGUAUGUCAUUGGCGUGCAGGAAGGCUGCCCUGACAGGAGAGAAUGGGAGAUCCGACUCCAAGAGACCCUCGGCCCACAUUAUGUCUUACUGCACUCGUCUGGCCACGGCGUUCUCUACCUCUCCAUAUUUAUCAGACGGGAUCUCAUCUGGUUCUGUUCUGAGGUCGAAUUUGCCACCGUGACCACACGAAUGGUUUCACAGAUCAAAACCAAAGGGGCCUUGGCUGCAUCCUUCACCUUUUUCGGGACCUCGUUCCUUUUCAUUAACUCGCACUUUACUUCUGGAGAUGGAAAGGUGUCUGAACGAAUACUCGACUACAAAAAAAUCAUUGAGGGUCUCCAACUUCCGAGAAACAUUCCUGAUACUAACCCAUAUCGAUCAAAUCCCAUGGAUGUUACAAGCAGAUUCGAUGAAGUGUUUUGGUUUGGUGAUUUCAAUUUCCGACUGAACAAGGACCGACCGGGAGUGAACACUAUUUUGCAGACCAAACUGGAGAGAGACAUGUCUCGCCUUCUGCAAUACGAUCAGCUGCUCAAGUCGAUGCAAAACGGGUCGAUAUUUAAAGGUUUUGAGGAAGCCGAAAUUCAGUUCCUCCCCACGUACAAAUUUGACAUUGGAUGUGAUGCCUAUGAUACUACCUCUAAGCAGAGAACGCCUUCCUACACUGACCGAGUGGUUUACAAGAGUCGGCAUAAAGGUGACAUUCGUGUAACGAAAUACGCUUCAUGUUCGCUGAUGAAAACUUCUGACCAUAGACCAGUGUUUGGUUUAUUCGAUGUGCGGAUUAGACCUGGCAGAGACAACAUCCCUCUAGCCGCUGGGCAGUUUGACCGAGAACUCUAUUUGCUGGGCAUUAAAAGGAGAAGCUCACGAGAAUUCCAGAAGCGUCAGGCUGUGAAAAACCAGAAAAACAGCACUGUCUGUACAGUCUCAUGACUAAAACAGAACAAGAUUGCACCCAACUGAAUGCUGACCAUAAGGACUACAGCGAUUGGCCACCUACCAAGCACUUAAUGUUUAUCUAUUAUAUCUUCCUUCCAGGGAGAAGAUAAAUAUAUACUCUAAGAGGAUGGCAUUCUGGGUCUCUCAAGUUAUAUUUCAUUACCAGCUUUAGCGUUUCCUGCCAUGCAUGAUUCAAUAUUAAUUACGGAUGAUGUGGUUAAAAAAAAAAAAAAGCAUUUUAAACACAAAGAACCCACAAUUAUGAGUUUUAUUCAGACACUACAAAACCCCCUGUUAGCCACAUGGGGGGGGCGGGGGGGGCUGCUCAGGCCACUCAAGCAGCAAAGUCAUUCCUUACUUACAACAAAUGCACUGUCUCGGGUCUAUGACCUUGUUUUAUUAAAUGUAAUAUAUGUAAAUAUUUAACUUAUAUGAACAUCAGACCACAAAAAUAAAACCUUUCCAAAUGU